UUUUUGGUUCGAAAUCUCAAAAUCUUAAAAGAAUUUAUUCUUUCAACACACACUGACACACAAAAACGGUAAUGAUUGCGAUUGCUCAGUGGGUGGCAUCCUUAUCGGCCGGCAUCCUGAUCUCCACCCAAACGAUGCGCUUCCUGAAAACAGUGAAUGAACAGGAGUCGUCUGACAAGAUAGCUGGGCAGCUGCACACAGCAGCCAUUGAUUCACAGGAUUCAGAAGGAGCUCAGGUCCUGGGCUCUGAAAAUCUGAGUUCAGCCUUGCAGCACAUCAUGAGUAGCGAAAACAACUCUUCUCACGUCUAUAUCGAUGCUAUGCACAACCCCAGUACUAAAGGAAAGCAGGAUUAUGCUUUGGGAUCAGAGUCCUUGAAUCGUAUGUUGGAGGACAUCAUGGCGCCGGCUGGUUAG
This is a messenger RNA of Drosophila bipectinata, 416 nucleotides long. RefSeq lists its product as uncharacterized. The record is from RefSeq and is a predicted model, not a curated record. NCBI's taxonomy places the organism in Eukaryota, Metazoa, Arthropoda, Insecta, Diptera, Drosophilidae.